AUGUAUAUAUAUGCGUAUAAUGCGUGUAUUACAGUGGUAUAUUAUGCAUAUAUAUGGAAUAUAACCAGAAUUAGAUCUGUUUAUAAUAAAUCACCAUGCGGAUUUAUUACAAAAUAUCCACAGAACCCCAUGGAGGAGAAGGAGAAUAUAGAUAAAAUUAUAAGACUAUUCAAUAAUAACCCAGAUAUACACUAUACCCCGCAUUUCAUAAGAAGACUGCUUCCUUCUCGGGAAGAAGAAAAGAUAAAGAGCCGGCCCAUCUUGAAAUUAGCCCUCUCAGAUCUCCCACAAGAACAGAUAGAUUUCAUCAAAGGCACCAUCACCCGGAUAUCAGAGAUACUGGAGUAUAAUAUAUUUGUGGACUCAAAUAAUAUCAAGGAUUCAACACACUUAAUUGUAGGCACAGAUUCAACAGGCCUUUGUAAGAGGACGUAUAACUACCUGGCAUCAAUUAUCCUGAAGAAAUCCAUUGUAGGAUUCACGUGGUACAUUGAACUGUUUGACAGAUCUAAGAAGAAAAAUGAUGAUGAAUAUUACAGCCAGACAUUCAAGCAGUACAUUGAAAGUAUAACUAGGAAUAACCUAGUGAAAGGAGAUGUAAUUGAAGGGCCCUCUAGUGCACCCCGUAUGGCGCACAUGAGCUGCCGUCUAGUACCUGCCUUAGACGGGGUUAUAGUGGCAGACCCAGAUGGUCAUGUGAGCAAAAUAGAAGAAAGGCUAAUUUCAAUGGGAAAUGGCUGUCUUACUGCAGAUAAAGAGAAGGGCAAAAUUAUUGUAAAGAAAUUUGGUGAAAUAACUGAGAUGAUUGCGUCUGGUGCAAUCUUAACAUAUCAGAAGAUGGAGGAUGAGCUAUCAGAUGAUUCUUUCAUAUAUGCACAAGACACAUAA
Nematocida ausubeli is the source of this 888-nucleotide messenger RNA. RefSeq lists its product as uncharacterized. Bases 1 to 888 code for a protein of 295 amino acids. The transcript has a single exon. Lineage: Eukaryota; Fungi; Microsporidia. The record is from RefSeq and is a predicted model, not a curated record.